AAUAAGAUUUUGGGUUCUUGGAUUUGUACCUUUGAACAGUCAGCUGACAUGCCCUCGUACAGAGUUCACACACAGCUCUCCAGGUGCUACUCCAGCUGAAUUUCAGCGAUGGCGUCCUCCCUCUCACCACUCGAACAGGAUCUCUUGUGUCCUGUGUGUUUUUUUAUCUUUACCGACCCAGUGUUUCUGUCCUGCGGUCACAGUUUCUGUAGAACAUGUUUACAGCAGAACUGGACAAAGAGUUCAGGAAGAGAGUGUCCUGUCUGCAGGAGAUGGUCAUCAAAAACUCAUCCUCCUCCAGAUCUGGCUCUGAGGAAAGCCUGUGAGUCCUACAAGCAGCAGAAGAGAAGCAGUGAUUCAGGUUCUCAGGGUCUGCUGUGCUCUCUGCACUCUGAGAAGCUCAGUCUGUUCUGUGUGGAUGAUCAGAAGCUGGUGUGUGGACAGUGUGUGUCUCAGGAUCACCAGAGUCACAGUUUCUGCUCCAUCAGCAAAGCUGCUGGUCUACACAAGGAACAGAUACAGACUUGUCUAACAGAGCUGAAGAAGAAGCUUCAGAUUUUCCACAGAGUGAAAAUCAUCAGUGACCAGGUGGCUGCACACAUUGUGUCUCAGGCCCAGAACACAGAGAGGCAGAUAAAGGAGGAGUUUGGGAAGCUUCACCAGUUCCUCAGAGAAGAGGAGGAGGCCAGGAUCACUGCUCUGAGAAAUGAGGAGAUGGAGAAGAGCCACAGAAUGAAGAAGAAGAUUGAAGACCUGGACAGUCAGAUAAAAGAUAUCAGUGCUAGAAUUGUAGAGUCAAAUGAGAGGCUGAAGGAUGAUGAAGUGGUUCUGCAGGGCAUCCAGACAAUGUAUGAAAGAGCUCAGUACACAAGACUGGACCCAGAACUGGACUCAGGAGCUCUGAUUGAUGUGGCCAAACACCUGGGGAAUUUGAGAUUCCAAGUGUUGAGGAGGUUGAAGGACCUCUGUCCUUACUUUCCAGUGAUUCUGGAUCCAAACACUGCAAACUCCUCCCUCAGUAUAUCAGCGGAUCUGAGCAGCGUCUCACCCUCACCUCUCACCCAACUUCCAGACAACCCAGAGAGGAUGAGUAUGUAUAGCGGCGUUCUCGGUUCUGAAGGGUUCUCCUCAGGAACUCACAGCUGGGAGGUGGAGGUUGGAUAUGGUGAAGACUGGGUUAUAGGAGUGGCUGAAGAGUCCGUCAGCAGAAAAGAAAUUUGUGUGGCAGCCCCAGAAAAUGGGUUUUGUUGCAUAUGGAGGGUAGAAAAUACAAUUUAUGCUGGAACUGGCAUUAAUUCUAAUGUCAAAGUUGCAAAGGAAGAAACCAUCAAGACAAUCCGAGUGACAUUAAAUUGGGAGAAAGGUCAGGUGAUUUUCUUCUCGAAAGAUAAGAACAAAGUUUUAUACACCUUUAAACACAGAUUCACAAAGAAAAUGUAUCCGUGCUUUUAUAAUAACAGCACAAACUCUGUGAAUUCAAUGAAGAUUCUGUCUUUCCCUUCACACUUCACAAUAAAACAGUGACUAUAGGAAUUUCAUAAAUUCAUCUGUUUAAUAAGUUUACAGCCUUUUUAAGGGCUGUGAUUAAGCACUACAGAGCUGAUGCAGUGUAGAAACUAACAGUGUAUUUGUCAAUGUGUCAGUCAUGUGUGUACAAUAUUGAUUCCACCACUCACCACCAGAUGUCCUGCCCAAGAGUACUGAUUUAUCCCCCUCAUUACUUCUUAUCAUUACCAUCUGUUGGUAUGUCCGUGGUAAUAAUUCUCCUGUUUAUCUUAAUAAUUUGUUCAUAUAAAAUAUUUCUGUAUUUCAAAACAAUCAUUUGUCCAAUUGUUCAGAUGUAAAUUGAGUGAUUCAGAGUGGGUUUGGUGUGAAUUAUUUGAUUGUAGAGACUGAAAUGUCUUUACAUUGGUGGUGAUAGGAACCAGAGGUCGCCAUGACUACAACACAAAUAUAGACAUUUUAUUUACUGUCCAAAACCACCAGUGAACCUAUACGUUUUUAUGUAAUAUAGUGACAAAUCUGAAAACAUAGGUUUUCUUUGGGGACUACUUUGCCUUGUAACGUCAUGUAUCUCUCCACCAGGAAUGGGUUUCAAACAUGUUAUAAUCUUAUCUGAAGUCUCAUGACGUCAGGCAGCAAAUCCAUAAACUUUUGAUCCAAUAGCUUUCUGUGAGGGAACUUUUUGCGACAAUAAACUCUCCAAAUAUCAAAUUAUAUCUGAUCCACUCCUACUGCUCUGAGUAGCUAGAAUUUUUUUGCAUAAAUUGCAAGCAAUAAAAUCAAAUCCCUUGCUGCCCAGCUGAUUAUUCCCAUCAAACAGACUUUUUGAGAUAAAAUGUUUUGCAUAAUGAUGGUAAUGGUGGUGGUUGACAUGUUUCUAUCUCUGAUGUACAUUUGACAUCUCUGAUUUUCCCAUAACCUGUUGAUAAGGAUAUUUUUGUUUUUAAAUCACUAUGCGAGAAAUCACUCACAUGUAGAGCUGUUUGAGCUCUUUCAGAAGGGCUGUGGUCUUUCCUGCUUGUCUCUUUCUGUGGAAGCUCAAAAGUGGCCGCUUUCCUUUUAAAAACUCUCUCAGUCCAGCUCUACCUCUCCACCACACUGUGUUUAUUUGUUAUAAGAGGCACUUUAGGGGAUUCUGUUGCAUCACACUAAAUUCAUGUGCAAAUGCAUAUUGUUUUUUUAAAUCACAUUAGGUUUCUGUGACAUUUUAGGCAUCAAUAAAUAUUUUUUUUCCACGAAAGCUGAUUUUUACAAAAUAUUACUGAUAAAUUCCAUUUCCAUAGCCUGCAUCACCAAACUAUUUGAAGUGUUAGCAUGUUUUUUUGUAAAAACUCCUUUGUAUGGAAACUUUUGCUAUUGUAAACAUGAAAUGACUGUAAUGUUCCUUCACUACAGCACCUGUUAAAACUUUGUUUUAUGUGCCUUUCAUAUUAAAUGAAUCCAACCAA
Colossoma macropomum (tambaqui) is the source of this 2951-nucleotide messenger RNA. Its product is annotated as E3 ubiquitin-protein ligase TRIM39-like. Bases 109 to 1524 code for a protein of 471 amino acids. Gene Ontology annotation, molecular function: protein binding; zinc ion binding. The transcript has 6 exons. Lineage: Eukaryota; Metazoa; Chordata; Actinopteri; Characiformes; Serrasalmidae. The record is from RefSeq and is a predicted model, not a curated record.